AGUGUCAAUCCAAAAUUAUCAAGCCAUUUGAUUGUUAUUGCUUGUAAAUAACGUGGAGCUUUCGUGGGUAUUGCGAAAUACCGAUUAGAUUUGCUCAGUUGCGGUCAGAGCUCCAACAUGAACGAACCGAAUUCGUGAAAAUGUGCCUCGGAUAUUGCUGGCUGACUGUCUGCCUGUGCCUGCUGCUGCAACAGGAUCUUCACCAGGACCUGGCCCAGGCUGCCAGCAUCCUGGGUAUAUUUCCCUACCGCCACAUUUCGCCGUUCUUCGUGAUGCAGCCUUUGGCUCGGACAUUGGCGCAGAGAGGGCACAAUGUGACUCUAAUCACACCGUUCGGCAUGCCAAACGAUAUCGAGGGAGUGCGACAUAUACGCGUUGCUCAGCUAAACGAACGUAUAAAGGAAAUGCUCGAGUCUGACCAAGUGCUGGAUUUCAUGAUUAACAAAUGGACGGAGAGCGCACUUACUGCAAAGGCGCUUUUCAAUGCCUCCUAUGAUAUUCUAAGUGAUCCCGGCGUUCAAAGGAUGCUGCACGACAGAAACGAGGGCUUCGACCUGAUCAUCAUGGAACCAGCUAAUCUCGACGCCCUUUAUGGCCUGGUUGAGUACUACAAUGCCACAUUGAUAGGAUUAUCCAGUAUACGGAUUAACUGGCACACCGACGAAUUGGCCGGAAAUCCAGCGCCAUCAAUAUACGAGCCAAUAUCGCCGGUGGGCUAUUCGCUGGAAACAUCAUUGCUCAGUCGAAUGUACAAUUGGAUUCAUAUAAUGGAAGAGAAAUUGGUGGACUACUUGAUCUUACGACCAGCUCAGCUGCACCUAUUUCAGAAAUUCUUUGGCUAUUCCGCACAGAAGAUGAACGAGUUGAGAUCCAGAUUCUCGUUGAUGCUGAUCAAUAGCCACUACAGCAUGGGCAAAGUGAGAGCCAAUGUGCCAAACAUUAUCGAGGUGGGUGGACUUCAUCUCAGCGAGCCAACUGAACAGUGUGACGAGGAGCUGCAGAAGUUUCUGGACGAAGCGGAGCACGGAGUCAUUUACUUCUCGUUGGGCAACGACAUUCUGAUCAAGUUUCUUCCCGUAAACAUUCAAGAGUUUCUACUGCAGACGUUUGCUAAGCUAAAACAAAGUGUGAUUUGGAAGAGCGAACUGCUGUAUAUGCCCAACAAGUCGGACAAUGUAUAUGUUAUUGAACAAGCCCCCCAGCGCCAGAUUCUGUACCAUCCCAAUGUCCGACUAUUCAUCACAAACGGUGGACUACUGAGUGUGAUUGAGGCGGUGGACAGCGGAGUUCCAAUGCUGGGACUACCCAUGUUCUUUGACCAAUUCGGCAAUAUGCGCUGGGCACAGUCAUCCGGAAUGGCAGAAGUCAUCGAUAUCAACACUCUGAACGAGGCUAUUCUAACCGAGACCAUUAAAUAUAUGCUGGGAAACCAGAGUUAUUCUGUGAAAGCGAAGGAAAUGUCGCAGUUCUUCAAGGACCGCCCCAUGAGUCCUUUGGAUACGGCUGUGUGGUGGACGGAGUACGCACUUCGAAACCGGAACAUUACUCGAAUGCGCCUUAACUUGGAGGAGAUUCCAUUGCUGGAGUACUAUAGGAUAGACAGUAUUUUAGCAUUUAGUGCGCGAUUUGGAUUAGUCGCUGUAUCCCUAGUCUUUCUGGUCUACACCUUGUUACUGAAAAGUCGUGUCAGACGAUUGCAUCCAUAAUAAAGUCACUAUGUCUGUAGA
Messenger RNA from Drosophila teissieri, 1727 nucleotides. It is a transcript of the gene Ugt303B1, whose product is annotated as UDP-glucosyltransferase 2. The record is from RefSeq and is a predicted model, not a curated record. Bases 141 to 1706 code for a protein of 521 amino acids. NCBI's taxonomy places the organism in Eukaryota, Metazoa, Arthropoda, Insecta, Diptera, Drosophilidae. The transcript is spliced from 2 exons. Gene Ontology annotation, molecular function: UDP-glycosyltransferase activity.